UUUAAUUUGCUAAUAAAAGCUAUAUUAUGUAACUAUAACAGGCAACUUGUUGGUAUCAAGCCACUUAAUAGGGUUUGAGAACCACCACUCCCUACCAUAGCUAAUACUAACUAUGGUGGGUGUAGUAGAACACAGGGCUGUAUACAUCUAGCGGUCGGCAGCAGUGGGCCCCACCCCUGGCUUUGACAUUCUCAGAUUAGUGAGAGGGAACUCCCUGUGAGUCAGGGUCACAGGAGCCUUUAACGACACCAGUCCACUUUCAAGAUAUGUUUUGGAACAUAUUAUAAAGAAACCAGUGGCGGAUGGUGAUAAAAUGUAUUUGGGGGCUGCAGUUUAAAAAAAAGUUGUUUUGGGGCAGGGGUUAAACAUACUGAAGCCAGACUCAACAAAAACAACACAACACACAAUACGACAGUCCUGUAGCCUUCAUCGGAAACGUAGCUUCAUUGUGACUGUGGCAACUUUCAUGCAAUUUUCAGAGAGAUGUUUAAGGUCUUGCAAAACAGCAAACAGGUGAAUCAGUAAAAGACAUUACUUACACCACAUCCAGUAACCUCUGUUUCUCAUAACAAGAGCGGGAGAAGCACCAGGUGUAAACUCGUCCUCAUCACUUGCUGCUGAAUCUGUAAAUGGCGUAGGUCUGGACCAAGCUCUUUUAUCCUCUUUUUGUCUUGUUGGGGUGUUUUUGUUAAGAAAUGACUGGAUUAUCUUCAACGGUCAAAUUGCAGUGGACGUAACUGGAUGUACAUUAGACGGCGUCGAGGUUCGAUCAAACACAUUAGAUUUUAAAAAUGUAAAUCAAUCCCUAUUGGCUGUAAAUAAAAGUGGGAGUGCUGGGGGGGCAGAGAGCUGCGUCCUGUGGAAAAUCUGCAACAACCAAUUAAAGAGCAGCCUCCGGUCCAGUGGUUGCCAAAAGUAUAUGGGCCCCCAUUCACAUCCAUUUGGCCGGCGCCCCGCACCAGGAAGUAUUAUGUAUUUAGACAGAAAUUAACUCAACACAAUUGGAAAACAACUUAUAUUUAAUGCUCACAGGCGCUUAUUGUCUACCAGGAGCAUUGUACGAGUAAAAUAUUGUUUUAUAAUUCAAUUAUGUUUAACAUUCUUAUACAGGCUUUUUUGCCCCAGGAUAUUGGAGGGGACUUCACCCCAUAUUAACCAGCUGCCACUGAAAGAAAACAAAAUGCCUAAAUCACUCUACUCUAAAAACACUGAAAGGAUGAUUUUUGCACGGUUGAUUAAAUUCUUUAGACAUUUUCACCUCGCUUGCUGCUGCCACUAUUGAAAAGCAGUUUGUCGCUUUAUCAUGGGAUAGAUCGGGACGGGGAAGGAUCCACUUUUGCUUUGUCAUCCACAUUUUGAGGAGCCUUUCGAACUGGGACAGUCUAGUCGCGCUGCUGUGACGCAAGCGGCCAUCACAGGCAGCCUCCGAAGGAUGCGGCCCAUUGCACUUUUGCGACGGUCCCUAACUCCAGUGGGUCAUUGUCCCAUCUGUGCGGGGUCUUCUCUGCUGUUUACUGUGUCCAUCAGCUGCUGGUGUGAGAAGGAAACAUCACACUGCACACUAACAUGAGAGCUGGGGGUCAUGUUGAGGAAGAGGCUGUGUGAGGAAGAGGAUCAUCUCCAGCAGCCGGCACAGGACCCGACCAUCUGAAGCGGAGUGGGGGGGUAGUCGGCUAAGCUGCUUACAGCCCGGCCAGCAGCAGCAGGCCUCCGGUGCAAGGGAUGCGAGGAAUGGACGGCGUCACCAGCGCAGAGAAACAGGCGUGUGAGAGGAGGCUUUGUUCGGCUCGGCUGUCAUCGACAUAACUGGACCAACUCACCUGAAGGAAUGUUCACCCUCACAGAAGUAGCCUCCCUGAACGACAUCCAGCCAACCUAUCGAAUCCUGAAACCAUGGUGGGAUGUCUUCAUGGAUUAUCUCGGUAUUGUCAUGCUGAUGUUGGCCAUAUUUUCAGGAACCAUGCAGUUAACCAAAGACCAAGUGGUCUGUCUUCCCAUCCUGGAACAAACUCCAGAGGAGGCUGGGGGCUUCUUGGGCCCCCAACCACCAGAGACAGCUGAUGGUUUCUGGAACAAAGAAAGUGCCAUUGGGGAGCAAGCUGCUCCCCUAAUGGCUAAAAGGCCUCCUGAUAGCGUUGCACCUACAAUUCACAUGGCACAGCAAUCUACUGUCGGGCAACCCCAACCUACAGGUGUCAGAACCAAGCUGGAUUUUCAGCAGUAUGUUUUCGUGAACCAGAUGUGCUACCAUGUUGCCCUUCCUUGGUAUUCCAAAUAUUUCCCCUACCUCGCUCUAAUCCACACUAUUGUUUUAAUGGUCAGCAGCAACUUCUGGUUCAAGUACCCGAAGACAAGCUCCAAAAUAGAACAUUUUGUGUCCAUCCUUGGAAAAUGUUUUGAAUCACCUUGGACUACUAAAGCACUGUCCGAGACCGCUUGUGAGGACUCGGAGGAGAACAAGCAAAGACUGGCUGAUGCGUCCUGCCUCCUUAAACAUCUGUCCACAAGCAGCGAGGAGGGGAGUCCAAACCAGUCUGCCCCAGUGCUGACUAAAUCUGGGGUCACGUUCUCGGCUGAAAAGCUUGUGAGUGAAGUUCCCUCUAUGACGAUACUGGACAAGAAAGAUGGGGAGCAAGCAAAGGCCUUGUUUGAAAAAGUUCGGAAAUUCCGUGCCCAUGUGGAAGACAGUGACUUGAUUUACAGGCUGUAUGCCAUUCAGACAGUCAUCAAAACAGUCAAAUUCAUUUUGAUCCUUUGCUACACAAUGACAUUUGUUGCCUCUAUAGAUUUUGACCAUGUGUGUGAGCCUGAGAUAAAGCAUUUGACUGGAUACUCUAAAUUCCAUUGUACACAUAACAUGGCUUUCAUGUUGAAGAAGCUACUUGUCAGCUAUAUUGCUCUCAUAUGUGUUUAUGGCGUUAUUUGCAUAUAUACAUUGUUCUGGCUUUUUCGUCGGCCACUAAAGGAGUAUUCCUUUGAAAAAGUCAGAGAGGAGAGCAGCUUCAGUGACAUUCCUGAUGUUAAAAAUGACUUUGCUUUCCUCCUCCACAUGGUCGAUCAGUAUGACCAGCUGUACUCAAAGCGUUUUGGAGUUUUUCUCUCAGAAGUGAGUGAAAACAAACUUCGAGAGAUCAGCCUGAACCACGAGUGGACCUAUGAGAAGUUGCGACAGCAUGUAACACGCAAUGCUCAAGAAAAGCUGGAACUUCAUCUUUUUAUGCUAUCCGGAGUUCCGGACGCUGUGUUUGAUCACACCGAUUUGGAAAUCCUUAAACUAGAAUUAAUCCCAGAGGCCAGGAUAACUGCUAAGAUCUCACAAAUGAUAAACCUCCAGGAGUUGCAAUUCUAUCACUGUCCAGCCAAAGUUGAGCAGACUGCUUUCAUUUUUCUUCGCGAUCACCUACGGUGCCUUCAUGUCAAAUUCACAGAUGUCGCUGAGAUUCCUAGCUGGGUAUACUUAUUAAAAAGCUUAAGGGAACUAUACCUGAUUGGUAACCUGAACUCUGAAAACAAUAAAAUGAUUGGACUCGAGUCUCUCCGAGACCUCAGGCACCUAAAGAUUCUGCAUCUCAAAAGCAACCUCACAAAGGUUCCCACAAACAUAACCGAUCUGUCCCCACAUCUGAUCAAGUUGGUCAUUCAUAAUGACGGUACAAAGCUUUUAGUACUGAACAGUUUGAAGAAAAUGAUGAAUCUCGCAGAGUUGGAGCUUCAUAAUUGUGAGCUGGAGCGAAUCCCCCAUGCUAUCUUCAGUUUGAGCAACCUUCAGGAGCUUGAUCUCAAAUCCAACAAUAUUCGUACCAUCGAGGAGGUCAUCAGCUUUCAGCACCUGAAGAGACUAACGUGCCUCAAGCUUUGGCACAAUAAGAUCAUCAACAUUCCUCUGUCAAUCAGCCACGUCAAAAACCUUGAGUCACUCUAUCUCUCGCACAACAAGCUUGAGUCUCUACCCUCUUCAUUAUUCACCCUCCUGAAGUUGAGGUACCUUGACGUUAGCCAUAACUCCAUAGUGGUGAUACCACUGGAGGUUGGCUUUCUGCAGAACCUCCAACAUUUUGCCAUUAACAACAACAGAGUCGAGGUCGUCCCAAAGCAACUGUUCAAGUGUAACAAGCUGAGGACCUUAUGUAUCAGCCACAACUGCAUCUCGUCCAUUCCUGAGAAAAUUGGCCAACUCACACAGCUGGCACAUCUGGAAAUGAAGGGAAACUGCCUGGAUCGUCUGCCCGUCCAGCUCGGUCAGUGCUGCCUCCUCCGCAGGAGCUGCCUGAUGGUGGAGGAUCACCUCUUCGACUCUCUCCCCAUGGAGGUCAAAGAGAGCAUCAAUCAGGAAUCCAGUGUUUCUUUUACAAAUGGGUGCAAGUGUCUAAGUGAUGGGCGGUAGUUACAUUCUACCUGGGAUCAUAAGUUUGGAGCAUUUCAUCUUAGUUUUUUAGGUCAUGCAUUGAGAAGCAGUAGUUCAAGGUACAGUGUUGUAGGCAAUACUCGCCUUGCCUAUGCUUCGUGAUGUUUUAGGAGCAUACACAUGAACACACCGCAGCACAGACGAAGUCAGUACCACUGGAGAUAUUUUAGAUAAACAGUAGAUAUUAUCACAACUUGUGUCACAUCCUUGUUUUUAUUAAUUUUGUACUCAGUCAAUGUGGUUGUACAAAAGUAGUUAAAUCACUCAGUUUAUAUUUUUUGUAACUUUUGUUUGCAAUAUGUCUACAGUCAAAUGUACAUAGUUUGUCCUUUUUGAAGUACAAUUUUAUUAGGUUUUCUUCAAACUAACUUGGUUGUUUAAUGUGGUUGACCUCGGCUUAAAGGUUUGGUUCACUCAAAUUACAAAACGUAGCAAUGCAGCUAACUUGCUGCCAAGAUUUUUUCCAUUUAGAUUUGAUUACAUUUGGUCUCCCCAGGUUUUGGGCCUCGGUGCUCACAACAAUAAAAUAUUACAUUUGACAACGAUAAACAGCAACAUUUCUUUUCAGGAACAAUGCUCCCAUUACUAGCAUAAAACCUCAUUGCAGUUUUUAUGACAGCUGCCUUACGUGCAGAAAUAUUUAUAUUAGUGAGGUCUGUGAAUUAUCCAGAGCUCCCUAGAUAUUGUUCAAGAAAUUCAGUGUUGUGAGCACCUCAAACAUAAAUGUAUUCCUUCGCUUGGAGUAGAGACAGCAAUCUUAGAGACUGAUAUCUCACAUCUUAGACCAGCAAAUCAAACCUACCUUCAUGAGAAUAUUUUUCUCAUUUGGACGAACAGACCCUUUAGAGAGCACUCAACCAUUACAGUAUCCUGUGGACCACUAAAAGAUAUUAUUCCAGUAGUUUCCAUCUGGUCUAGCUUCAGGGCCCAAGACAGACAUCCGGUCUGACAUUAACCAACUUGACACCCAUUCUGUAAACAUUAUUUCCAUCCAUCCACUCUGCAUCUUCUUGUUGUGAAGGGACAUAGCUAACCACACUGCCACCCUUUAAUGUUAUAUCACAAAAAAAUAACUGAAGUGCAGCUGUGUAAAGCUCAAAUAUUUAAGUAAAAAUAAAAAGAAGCUUUGCACAUUAACAUUAAAACCAUUUCAGACACAGUUACAAGCAUUUGGGGCUUAUUAAGCUGACUGAAACUACAGCAUAACAUAUGAACAGGCCUGACAAAGAGAAAAGAUUGAUACAACAGCUGCAGUGCAAUAGGUUUUAACCCCAAAACUUCUACAUUUAAACUCGUAUAAUUACAACCACAUGCAUUCCAGUUUGAAUACACUUGUUAUACGUCAUUAUUUUUAUACACUUAAUUUGACAAACAGAGUAAAUUGGAGUUUUGUUUCCUGUGCACAGGCCAACUCACAAUGAUGCAUUUUAUUACUUUUAUUUUUGCGCCCCCGUUUUACUAUGUUUGAUUCUUGUAAACAAUAUUUAUGUAUUUUGUGUGUUCUUUGUAUGUGAUCAUGAUCUCAUUGUCUUGUAUCUAUCUGUACAGCAGUUUGUAAACCUGGUUUUAAAAUGUGUUACACAAAUACUGUGUGUAAUUCUACUACUAUUACUAUUGGAAGUUAGAAAUGAAGCUAAAAUUGCACUAUAAUAGUUUUUGUAACAUAAAAACAUCAUUAUGAAAUAUUCAGCAUACUUAUAAAGUUGAACCUUGAUGGCAGAUGUAUUUAUUAUCAAAGAAAGUGCAGGCAAAAAAGUUCUCCUUACUUAACUUGAAAACACUGCAAUCAAGCCAAACAUCCCAAACUCUGAAGGGAUCACGUCACAACGUUUGAUUCCGAAGUCAUUUAACUGAGGUUUAUAAACAUUGUGACCGAUACUAUCUAUGCACUACACUCACUGAAGUGUUUCUUUUUUCAAUUAGUGGAGAAUUAUGUGGAGAACCGUAAUAACCAGAUGUAUUUCUUUUUUCUAUGCUUUGUUACUAUCAAAAGUCUAAAUUAGAAAUAAUCGACUACGGAACAACAAUUUACAAUAUAGUAUUUUGAAAGUUAGCAUUAAAAUGCUCUCAGUCAGGUGCAGCUUUGCCAACACUCUUGUCCCUCUACCCCACAGCUAUUUGUUUAAAAAGCUUCACAUGCGGAACGCAAUAGUCUCUCAGUGAAAAUGACAUGAAGCAGUUUCUCAACCAAGUCCAGUUACCUGUUUUAGCACUUGGAUAUCCCAUGACCUGGAUGACUGAGAAUCUCCACAGACAUAUGACAUGAAGCGGUGUAACACACAGUGCUCCUAUACCUCACUGUCUCCUGUUCAUCCAGUUCACACUUAUGAAUGACUCAUCAUUUCAGGAGAACAUUCUGUAAGUGUAGGAUGACUGGACUAUCACAACUGUGUUGUAUUUUACUAAAUAUAAUAAAACCCCUCUCUCUUGCUGAUCGUGUGUGUGUGUGCGAGAGAGGGAGAGCUGUGAGCACAUAAGCAUUGUGGGAAAUCAAAACAUUUCACUGGAAUAAAUAUGAGUUCUGAAUAAA
Hippoglossus stenolepis (Pacific halibut) is the source of this 6935-nucleotide messenger RNA. It is a transcript of the gene lrrc8db, whose product is annotated as leucine rich repeat containing 8 VRAC subunit Db. The record is from RefSeq and is a predicted model, not a curated record. The transcript has 2 exons. Gene Ontology annotation, molecular function: protein binding. NCBI's taxonomy places the organism in Eukaryota, Metazoa, Chordata, Actinopteri, Pleuronectiformes, Pleuronectidae. Bases 1829 to 4384 code for a protein of 851 amino acids.